UAGCAAAAUUUUACGCAUAAUUUGCUGAGAACAAGAAUCAGGUUAGAAUCAAACUAUUAUAAACUUAUAUUUUAUUGAAGAAUCUUCUGUAUUUGAUUACUGUAUCUUAUUUUUCAUAGUUAAAAUAAGCAACCCUAAGUAGAGGUGGAAAACUCGACUGACAUUCAAAUUAAGGAUAGCAAAUUAUUCAAUUGCACUUUUCACGUUAUCAUUUUGCCUACUUAUAAAAAAUACAUGGCUAAAUGUUGAAGAAUUAUCAUUAAAUAGAUGCAAAAAAAUUGAAACUUGAUUAAUUAAUAAUUCCAAACUCUACAUGACUGAAUUAAUUCCUAGUCUAAAAUUAAUCCAACAGGCUUAUGAUUACUUACAUAAGUAAAUCAUUUCGUGAGUCAAUUGAUCUCUAACAGUAAGUUAUUAACAUAAUAAUUCAAGUAUUUUUUCUUUCAAAUAUUUCUAUCAGUCAGUCAAUAGAUCAAUAAGUAAACUAGGUUAAUCUAAUCAAGGAAGGAAAGCUUCAAAAUAUGAACUUGAGAUUCUGAAGCUCACAAUUGUCAGAUUGCAAGAAAUGCUAUUUUGACAGGAAUAUUUGGCUAUUUUUGCUCAGUUUUUUUUUAAUUUACAUCGCUUUAUUAUUUAGGUUAAUCAACUUUAAUUUUUUACAAAAUGACGAAAAAUCUUAACCACUGUGAUCUUGACUGUAUCAACUUUGAACCUGAAACUGAUUGUAAAUCUGCUUUUAGUGUUGAAAAAGCUUUUCAUUCUUUCAGGCAUCAACGUGAUAUCUUCUAUGAACUUUAUAACAAUUGGAAGAGUUCCCAAAGUCGACCAUCGCUGUUUUCAUCGACAGAUCCUGGGGAUGUUAAAAGUCAAUUCGAAUCAACUGUCAACCGGCUUUUAUCCUUUUCUCAUGACGCAUCAAAUAGCUACCAUUUGAGCAAAUUGUUUGUAUCACAAUUGAUUCGUACCUGUAUCAUGGGUGGUACCAAGGAUCUACUAUCAACCGAUCAACUUAUAUCGUAUAUUCAAAAUGAUAGAUUGAAGAAAUUACGUAAACGUUUAGAUCAUAGUAAUUCUAAACUUCAUUCAACGUUUAAUGAUGAAGAACGGUUUUUCCAUGAAUUUAUCAUCAACGUAAAAAAUUCCUCUUUUCAUCAUUUUCUAAAAUUGAUGCUGAUUCACAAAAUUUUAGAAACAAACGACUGUUCACCUUUAUCUGGUGAAAUUGACCAGGAUCUAGUUAGCAGCGAGCUCAACAAUUUGAAACCGAAAUUUAACCAACUUUCUCUGACUUUACAAGUGUUGGCAAAAUUUCUCGGCUUGGUUGUUUACUUACCAUUCCAGAUAAGUAAAAGCAACUCGCUUCAAUUUAUUGAAACUCAAGUAUUUUUGAGAAAAGAUGAAACUUGCUGCCUUAAUUUAAUUGGACUGUUGAAAGAAGCUGUGGAGGUGAAAAAACUUUCAUUAACUCUUCCAUGGAUAAUUCAAUUUCUACGACAAAUGGACUCUAUAUCUCCUCGACUUAAAUGUUAUCAAGAAAUCAUUCGUUUUAUUUGCAAGCUCGAUGAAAAUUUGCAAACCAACAAGAUAAAAUGUGAUCCAAGUACCAGAGCUUACCUUAUCAACAUCAUUGAACAUUUCAUCUCUGAUUAUAGAGAGUUCAAAUAUUUAGAAACUAGUUUUUCGAUUGGAUGCCCAAAGGAUUUAUCAUCUUCGAUUAUCAAUUUCGAUGAAUACAAAGGCUUAAUAGAUGACGACUCCUCUGGUACCACUUCAACUAUAUUAGCUCCUCCCGUCACCAGCCCUGUUAAAUCACCUCAAAAAGAUCAUAAAUUGACACCAAGAAAGAUUCGUCCAUUAACGCUAACAGGAACUUUAUCAAAUGGUUUAUCGUCUAUUCGACUGGAACAAUUUCAAGAAGACAAAAUGGAAAGUAGUCGGGAUUUAGUUCGAGAGCUUGAAAAUAACUUCUUGAGUCUACAUCCACUUUCAAUGGUUAAAGUAAUUGAUCUUGUUUCUGACCGAGUCUACUCUCGGUGCAUCAAAGAGCUUAAAAAUUCUGCGAUUUAUAAAGCAAAGGGAACAAUUUCUGAUUUUGAACCUGAUGGAACUAUUAGUUUAAAUCGAAAAAGUAGUGUUGAUACAAUCCGAAAAUUUUGUUCCGAUUUCGCUCACAAUUUUUGUGUCCAAGAAACAACUAAGAUUCUACCUUUGCUUCUAUCUCAACAUGAUUAUACUCAGGAUACAUUAGACUUUGCUGCCAAAUUAACAGCUCACAAAUCGUCUGAGAAAUGCUGCCAAUGGAUUGUUGGCAAUAUAAACCCUCAAUGGUUAAAUAAUCAUUUUAAAAGUUCAAAUGUACCUGUCGAGGAAUCGGAAAAAGAUGUUUAUGAUUUAUCUGGUCCUCUUGGUGUGAUACGAGAUCUUUUAAGAGAAUCUUUGCUCGUACGGAAAAAAUCUUGCCCUGAUUUGCAUAAAAGGACAAAGCUAUUAUUUUCUUAUCUUUCAAAAUUACGACAAGCCGUCAGUGCGGAAGAUAAAAUUUGUAAAACAAUGGACCAGUAUGUACUUGAUUUAGUCAUCUCGAUAAUCGUGAAUUUGCCAUCUCAAAUUGACAACAAAAUUUGUCAAUGUUGGUUUGAUUAUUGGAUUACAUUUAACAUCAAGUUGAAGAAGCUCGUCAGUGCCAGAAAUAUUAAACUGCUAAAUGGUGCAAACAACAUUUCCAGUUGGGAUAAAUUUUCUUAUUUUGUAACAAGAGCUAUUAAUUCUGGUAUAUAUUCAACAAAGCUCUUUGAACACGAUUGUCUCUCCGUAUUGGAGUCAAACAAAGAUGAUAGAUUAUUAAUAUCAUCAAUCAAAUCGGUUAUUUCCAAUCUACGAUCGAGUUCGAAUGAUCUAGCUGUACUUUCCAACUUUUUAUACCAGCUCGAUGAAAUUGAAUUCCCAGCACUAAGUUGAUUUUUUGUUGAGUUACUGCUAAUAGACGCCAUUAAAUUAUUGCCACUCAAAGCAAGCAAUGUAACCGGUUAUUUUGUAAUCAGUUUUUAUACCCCUAAAAACUCACAAAGUCCCAACUCUUAGCGGAUAAAUCGAAGUUUUAAGCCACCUCAUCGAUUCUAAACCACCUCUUGUUCGACAAACCGGAAUAUGUACAAUCGGUCCUGCCUCUCGAGAAGUACCGAAGCUUAUUCAAAUGAUGAAAGCCGGUAUGAAUAUUGCUCGAAUGAAUUUCUCUCAUGGAACUUAUGACUAUCAUCAAGGAACCAUUGACAAUGUUAGAGAAGCUGUUAGGCAAUUGAG
Molecule: messenger RNA, 3300 nt
Organism: Tetranychus urticae (two-spotted spider mite)
Lineage: Eukaryota; Metazoa; Arthropoda; Arachnida; Trombidiformes; Tetranychidae
Source: RefSeq, a predicted model, not a curated record